AUGAAGGAUGAAGAAAUCCUCUCAACUGAACUAUCAAUGCCCCACCCUCAACGCCCCAACCCAGGGAUACUCUGCGAACGUCUGGCGGAUCAACUAAUCGGUCAGGAACUAAGAUUAUCAUCAAGUCUUGCUUUUGUAGACACAGAUUUACCUGAUUCAGCUCCCGACCUGGUUUCAAUUGAUUCAAAUGAUGAAAUUUUCACGACUUCAGAAUUGGCAAUUGGCUUGGAAUCCACUAACUCUCCUAUAACACUUGAUCCUGACAACAACUGCACAGCGUUCAGUACAAAAACGGGCCUUCUGGCUAUAAACCGGGCCGCACUUGUGUCUUGGCUUUCAUGCUUUCUUGCCCGUAGUCCUGGCCAAUUUCUUGCCCAGUUCGCCAGCCAAUUGGCUUGGCCAGAGGAUGGGGCGCAGUUUGCAUAUCGACGCGAUGAUGAUUGGCUAAUCGACUUCCAUCUGAGGCGUUGGUACGACCCAACGACUCAGGCCAGUCAUAGUCAUAACUCACUGCAGGAAUUUCCGCAACAAUUUCACCCACAAAGCGAUUCCCAGUUGAAUAGACCUCAAAGCGAUCUACAAUCGGUUCUUUUGCAGCAAGAGUCAAAGCCUCCAGCCCCCAUGGAUUGUCAUCAGCUCAGAACACUCACAUGUGCAGUGUUGCAGACAAAAAGAGUCCGCAAUAGGCGCUUGCGGGUAUGA
Molecule: messenger RNA, 702 nt
Organism: Protopolystoma xenopodis
Lineage: Eukaryota; Metazoa; Platyhelminthes; Monogenea; Polystomatidea; Polystomatidae
Source: the annotation of a GenBank genome assembly